Nematolebias whitei (Rio pearlfish) is the source of this 756-nucleotide messenger RNA. Its product is annotated as anillin. Lineage: Eukaryota; Metazoa; Chordata; Actinopteri; Cyprinodontiformes; Rivulidae. The record is from RefSeq and is a predicted model, not a curated record. The coding region runs from base 1 to 756 and encodes 251 amino acids. The transcript has 6 exons.
AUGGGUUUUGUUCCCAAACCUUCUGCCAGAACAAAAAACAGUGUGACUCCAGACUGCAAGGCUGUCUCCAGCUCUCAGCAGGAGUCUCUGCAUGCUCCUGUGAAGUCUAGUCGAGUGGCGCUCCCAGGCCGUCAAAAGGCUGAAGCUCCUGCACUGGAAUCCGUGCACGGUGCUCACAAAGCAGCCUUCCCAUCUGCUUCACAGGAAUCUGCUGUGCCACCAAGUCCCCUGAAGAGUCCAGCUCUCUCCAAAGAUCUUCACCACAUCCCCAGUCCCCAAAAGCCAGAGCUCCAAGACAAACCCACUGUUUCCAGCUCUGUGGCCCACCAGGACAAGGUCCCGGCUGCAGCACCUGGUGCAAAGUCUUUCCUGGAACGUUUUGGAGAAAGGUGCCAGGAGCGCAAAGAUCACAUGACACCAAACGAACGCCUCACUUCGGCCAAGAAGACUUGUGUAACUCCGUCAGUCACACCAAACACCAGGUUGAUGCAGGAGAGGCUGAGAGCUGCUCACACUGCAAACACCACCACUGCUGAGCUCACUCAAAGAAGCAGACUGGAGCGGGAGUGUGAGCUGGCCCAGAUCCGCAGCGGCUUCCAGAAGGGGAAGAGUGUGUGGAACGUCAAGGAUGAAUCGGCAGGAACAACGAUGAACAACAAGGUGCAGAAGCCUGUACAGAGUGAAGUUUCUCAGAGUGAACCUGCAGCAUCUACCAAGAACAUCAACACCCCCCCCAGGUGCAACUCUCCAAUUUGA